This is a messenger RNA of Alternaria postmessia, 930 nucleotides long. RefSeq lists its product as uncharacterized. NCBI's taxonomy places the organism in Eukaryota, Fungi, Ascomycota, Dothideomycetes, Pleosporales, Pleosporaceae. Gene Ontology annotation, molecular function: endonuclease activity; nucleic acid binding. The transcript has 3 exons. The record is from RefSeq and is a predicted model, not a curated record. Gene Ontology annotation, biological process: DNA catabolic process. The coding region runs from base 1 to 930 and encodes 309 amino acids.
AUGAUGCUGCGUGGAAGUGCAUUGGUAGGAGCUGUAUUCAUAGCGACAACUGCAGCAUGGAACGUAGACGUUCAUAACCAGAUCGCCUUCAUGGCAGAGACCUUCUUCACACCCGAAACGACGUCCGUCCUGGCAAAGAUCCUCGAACCCAAGUACAACGGCUCAGUCGGGCGCUCCGCAGCAUGGGCAGACGCGUAUGCGCACACGAGCGAAGGUCAUUUCUCCUAUCAGUGGCACUGGAUCGACACGCACGACCGCCAGCCUGAAUCUUGCAGUCUAGACUAUACACGGGAUUGCGCCAAGGGCGGGUGUGUUGUCAGUGCUAUUGCAAAUCAGACCAAGAUACUACAGGAAUGUGUACAACAAGUGUAUGCUGAUGAUUUGAUCCGAAGCCAAAACCUGACAUGCUCUUAUGCACUCAAGUGGGUAGCUCAUUUCUUGGGCGACAUCCACCAGCCCUUGCAUGCGAGUGGUCGCGCUGUAGGAGGCAAUACGUUCAGGGUGGUGUUUGGUGGAGUAUCGACGCAGCUCCAUGCCGUCUGGGACGGCUAUCUACCAUAUUUCUCGGCCAAUGUCCAGCAGCCUUUCUCAAACCAGUCGAUCGACCCAUUCUUCUCAGGACUCGUUACUCGUAUUCGUAAAGACCAGUUCUACUCGGCGCCGUACAUGUGGCUGGCUUGCACCAAUCCAUCAACACCCGAGGAGUGCGCUACGAGUUGGGCAAAAGAGAGCAACAGGUGGGAUUGCGAUUAUGUGUAUAGUCGCGUGGUGAACGGCACCGAUCUUGGUACCAGCGGAUAUGCAACAGGCGCUGUACCCAUCGUAGAGCUGCAGAUCAGCAAAGCCGCGCUCAGACUGGGUACCUGGCUGAACAAGCUUGUAGAAGAGGCCAAGAGUGCUGUGAAAGAAUCCGAAGUGAUGGAGCUUUGA